Penicillium egyptiacum is the source of this 1092-nucleotide messenger RNA. The record is from the annotation of a GenBank genome assembly. Lineage: Eukaryota; Fungi; Ascomycota; Eurotiomycetes; Eurotiales; Aspergillaceae.
AUGGCAACACAAUCAGCUCUCCUCAUUGGAGAAAUCACACACGCGCGCAAGGAGUGGGAGAGCAUCUCAUCUCUGUUGACAUUGAAGGAAUUCCCCAGCGGAACCAGAGAAGAGUUCAUUGCAAACUGCAAGGCUGGCAAGUAUGAUGAUGUAGUCGCGCUCUAUCGGUCCAACACCUCUACCAAGUAUACCGGUCCGUUCAAUGCAGAGAUGCUCGCGAUCUUGCCUAAAUCCCUCAAGUACAUUUGUCACAACGGCGCGGGAUACGACAACAUUGACGUCGCCGCAUGCUCGGAGAAGAACAUCGCCGUGUCCAGCACUCCAGUGGCUGUCAACAAUGCGACAGCCGACGUGGGCAUUUUCCUGAUGAUCGGCGCUCUGCGCCAGGCUCAUGUGCCCAUUACUGCUCUCCGGGAAGGUAAGUGGCUCUACAUUAGAGCGGAACAAUCUUCUGUCGAUGACCAGGAACUAAACAUAAUCCCAAUGACAACAGGAAAGUGGCAAGGUCCGAUCACCGCAGGAGGAAAGGAGCACAGAACCACCCUGGGACACGACCCCAAGGACAAGGUCCUCGGAAUUCUGGGCAUGGGAGGCAUUGGACGGGAAAUGGCAAUCCGUGCCAAGGCCUUCGGGAUGAAGAUUCAAUACCACAACCGGUCCCGUCUACCGGCCGAGCUGGAAGUCGGCGCUACAUACGUCUCGUUUGACGAGUUGCUCGCCAAUGCGGACGUGCUCAGCUUGAACUUGGCCUUGAACGCAUCCACGCGCCACAUCAUUGGUGCGACCGAGUUCACCAAGAUGAAGGAUGGCGUGGUGAUUGUCAACACGGCGCGCGGGGCGCUGAUUGAUGAGAAGGCGUUAGUCGCGGCGCUUGACUCUGGAAAGGUGCGCUCUGCUGGUCUGGAUGUGUAUGAGUGCGAGCCGGAAAUUGAGCCCGGGCUUGUUAGCAACCCUAAUGUUAUGUUGCUGCCGCAUAUUGGCACGGCGACUUAUGAGACUCAGAAGGAGAUGGAAAUCCUGGUACUUGAUAACCUUCGAUCUGCUGUUGAGAAGGGCGAGCUUAUUACGCAGGUGCCAGAGCAGAAGAAAUAG